AUGUUCGGAAAGACAGUUAUAAUUCUAUCUGCGAUAGCUCUUACUCAAGCAGGACUCAUACAUUAUCCCCAAGUUCAUGUAGCAGAUUCUAGCGAUAAGGAUUACUAUGCCUACCCCAAAUACAAGUUCAACUAUGGAGUAAAGGACCCUUUGACAGGAGAUAACAAGUCACAGUAUGAGGAAAGAGAUGGGGAUACUGUUAAAGGAAGCUACUCGGUCGCUGAACCUGAUGGUACCCUUCGCACUGUGACCUACACUGCCGAUUCCCAUAAUGGCUUCAACGCUGUUGUUGAGAAAUCCGGACAUGCUUCGCACCCCCAAAUCUAUGCAAAAGAAGUACCCUCAGUUGCUAUUUAUGCUGCAGAACCUCUAGUUCAUCACUAAUCUUC
Molecule: messenger RNA, 389 nt
Organism: Phaedon cochleariae (mustard beetle)
Lineage: Eukaryota; Metazoa; Arthropoda; Insecta; Coleoptera; Chrysomelidae
Source: the annotation of a GenBank genome assembly